Andrographis paniculata is the source of this 1862-nucleotide messenger RNA. Its product is annotated as 4-coumarate--CoA ligase 2-like. The transcript has 5 exons. Gene Ontology annotation, molecular function: CoA-ligase activity. Lineage: Eukaryota; Viridiplantae; Streptophyta; Magnoliopsida; Lamiales; Acanthaceae. The record is from RefSeq and is a predicted model, not a curated record. The coding region runs from base 78 to 1730 and encodes 550 amino acids.
AGAGCUGCUCCCCAUUCAUUUCCAGGUUCAACUCAGCAAUAGUUUGAAUUGAACCACUUUCAGAAAUUGGAUCGAAAAUGGAGAUUGAGACUAAGCCUGAGGAGAUUGUGUUCAGAUCAAAGUUGCCGGAUAUCUACAUUCCCAAGCAUCUCCCGCUGCAUUCCUACUGUUUCGAGAAUAUUGCAAAGUUUAGCUCUAGGCCAUGCUUGAUUAAUGGCGCUACCGAUGAGGUGUAUAGCUAUGCUGAGGUUGAGCGAACUUCGAGGAAGGUCGGAGCUGGAUUGAGCAAGCUCGGGAUCAACCAGGGGGAUACAAUCAUGAUCCUCCUGCACAAUUCUCCGGAAUUUGUGUUCGCGUUCCUCGGCGCCUCGUACAUCGGCGCACUUUCGACGAUGGCGAAUCCUUAUUUUACACCGGCGGAAGUUAUCAAGCAGGCGAAGGCGUCGAGCGCUAGAUUGAUCAUCACGCAGGCGUGCUACGUUGAAAAAGUUAGGGAUUACGCGUUCGAGGAAGGUGUUAAGGUCAUGUGCAUCGAUUCUCCGACGCCGCCGGAUUGCAUCCAUUUCUCCGAGCUGAUUUCCGCCGACGAGGCUGAUAUUCCAGCGGUGAAAAUCAAUCCGGAUGACGUUGUGGCGCUGCCGUACUCUUCCGGUACCACUGGACUCCCCAAAGGCGUGAUGCUCACGCACAAGGGGCUUGUUACCAGCGUCGCGCAGCAAGUGGAUGGAGAAAAUCCGAAUCUCUAUAUUCAUAGCGAGGAUGUGAUGCUCUGCGUGUUGCCGUUAUUUCACAUUUACUCGCUCAAUUCUGUUUUGCUCUGCGGAUUGCGCGUCGGGGCUGCUAUCCUAAUCAUGCAGAAAUUCGAUAUCGUACCAUUUCUGGAGCUGAUACCAAAGUACAAAGUCUCGAUUGGGCCUUUCGUGCCGCCGAUAGUCCUCGCCAUUGCCAAGAGUCCAUUGGUGGAUAAAUACGACCUUUCCUCUGUUCGGACGGUGAUGUCCGGGGCGGCGCCGCUGGGGAAGGAGCUGGAGGAUGCUGUACGGAUCAAGUUUCCUAAUGCCAAACUUGGUCAGGGGUAUGGAAUGACAGAGGCUGGACCAGUGCUAGCCAUGUGCUUGGCGUUUGCCAAAGAACCAUUCCAGAUCAAAUCAGGGGCCUGUGGAACAGUAGUCAGAAAUGCUGAGAUGAAAAUUGUGGAUACAGAAACUGGUGCUUCACUAGGACGGAAUCAGCCUGGUGAAAUCUGCAUUCGGGGUGAUCAGAUCAUGAAAGGCUAUUUGAAUGAUCAGGAAUCUACAAAGAGGACAAUCGACAAACAAGGGUGGCUACACACGGGCGACAUAGGAUUCAUCGACGACGACGACGAGCUCUUCAUCGUGGAUCGCCUCAAGGAGAUAAUCAAGUACAAAGGCUUUCAAGUUGCUCCGGCCGAGAUCGAAGCCAUCCUCCUCAACCAUCCAUGUAUCUCCGAUGCAGCCGUUGUUCCGAUGAUAGAUGAGCAAGCCGGAGAAGUUCCGGUGGCCUUUGUAGUGAAAUCCAAUGGCUCAACCAUCACUGAGGAUGAGAUCAAGCAGUUCGUCUCCAAACAGGUAAUAUUCUACAAGAGGAUAAACCGUGUGUUCUUCAUUGAAGCCAUUCCCAAGUCUCCUUCAGGUAAAAUAUUGAGAAAAGAUUUGAGAGCAAAAUUAAAUGGUGCUGGUGCUGGUGUUGGUGCUUCCAAAGUAAAUUGACAAGUAUUUUUACUAUCCCUUUGUCUAUGUCUAUGUAUUUGUUUAUAAUAUUUAUUGGAAUCAAAAGACCAGUAAAUUGGUUGUAACACAAAAUAUUAUUACCAUUUACCAAUACACAUGAUGAUGGAUGGA